GAACUACUAAAGGAAGUAAAGAAAAAGGUGAAGAACUAGAAAAAUACAUUGCUGAAAAACUCCAAGAAACUUAUAAUGGAGCCGAUGAUAUUAGCAAAAUUACCCAUGUGGGAACUAAGGCGGAUAUUCUCCAAGUAGUUCAUAAUGAAAACCACCAAACUGUCGGCAAAAUAAUUUAUGAAAUUAAGAAUGAAGAUAAAUGA
Molecule: messenger RNA, 203 nt
Organism: Funneliformis geosporum
Lineage: Eukaryota; Fungi; Glomeromycota; Glomeromycetes; Glomerales; Glomeraceae
Source: the annotation of a GenBank genome assembly